AUGACUAAAAUGACCUGGAACCCAAUUGGCCACCACCACUCAGACACCCCGGCCGGCACCGAGAACCCGGUCGCUGAAGAGACACAUCACAGGCGUGACUCAAAGCUGGGUCACAUCAUGGACUCUAUCCGGCACUCGCUUGCCCAUGAACAUGAGAAGCUCCCUAGCGAGAGCCAAGCUAAAGACCAAAACCCCGUCUCCGCAAAUGGGGAAUCGGGCAACAACGGCUCGCUCAGUCCUUCUUUGCAGGCCGUGGCCUCGUCUAAACUCAAUGAGAAUAAUAUGGGUGAACAUUCCCACGAGGCCGAAGAUACCUGGGGUUGGCCAGGUCUUGGUACUUACUCAAGCGCAUCUGAAGCACCCAGAAGGGAAAGUCUCCGCACAGGAUCCACCGACUCAGGUGCUCCGUCGACAUCCAGACAAGACUCAGUGCCAAAGGCAAAGGAGUCUGAGCCGCCAAGGAGACCAUCAACCAUAUCCCAGGCCAGCAAGAAGAGCAACGACACUCAAAGUGGUUGGCCAGGUCUAGGAUCCUUCCCAGAGGACACCGAGAACUAA
Molecule: messenger RNA, 558 nt
Organism: Fonsecaea nubica
Lineage: Eukaryota; Fungi; Ascomycota; Eurotiomycetes; Chaetothyriales; Herpotrichiellaceae
Exons: 1
Coding region: 1-558 (185 amino acids)
Source: RefSeq, a predicted model, not a curated record